AUGGCAGAAGCACACGCAGACCCCAACCAGGACGCCCCUUACGAUCUUAUAUACUGGCAUGUUAUUCCAGGCCGUGGCGAGCACAUGCGGCUCUGCUUCGUCGAAGCUGGCGUCCCCUACUCCGAUACCGCCUUUACUGAGGGUGGCAUGGAUACCUUGCAUGCCCAUAUCAGCGAGCACAAUACCGGCGAUGACAAGAACCCUCCACCUUUCGCUCCCCCCAUCCUUAAACAUGGCGACCUGGUCAUUUCACAAACGCCCAACAUCUUGAUCAACGAGGUACACAAUUGUCACCACCCCAUCGCUAUCGAUCUAUAUUACGAAGAGCAGAAGGAAGAAUGCCUACGCCGAGUCAAAGAUUGGGUAAAGAAUCGUCUUCCCAAGUAUCUCGGCUACUUCGAGCGUGUCCUCGCUGGUAAGGCGAGUGGCGAGGGACCGUGGCUGUACGGUGGUGUUCUCACGUGGGCCGACUUGGUCUUCUUCCAGACUCUUGAUGGCACUACCUACUUCUUUCGCACAGCUGUCGCGGCUGCGAGGAAGUCUGGCAAGUACGACCGCGUCUUCCAGCACUACGAGGCAGUCAAGGCACGGCCGCGCAUUGCCGAGUACCUCGCUAGUGAUCGUCGUCAGAAAUAUUCCAAUUAUGGCGUCUAUCGCUACUACGAGGAGUUGGAUGUAGAGGCUGAAGAAUAACAAUGCUAAUCAUACUGGUCUUUUACACGGGGGUUUGUUGCUAUUUACCUAGGUACCUAAAGUAGGCUUUCUGGAAAGCGAGAAUCACCCCAGCCGGGCACAGAAGCGUAGCUUGGCGUGGUCCAGCGGCGAGGGAAACUGUGUUUUGAUUCAUGCGUCGGUUGUGGCUUGAAAUCGGGACUACACUAUCAGAUAGUUUGGUCAACCCUGACCUUUAGUCGCUCUCCUUG
Molecule: messenger RNA, 923 nt
Organism: Daldinia caldariorum
Lineage: Eukaryota; Fungi; Ascomycota; Sordariomycetes; Xylariales; Hypoxylaceae
Product: glutathione S-transferase domain-containing protein
Exons: 3
Coding region: 1-693 (230 amino acids)
Biological process (GO): glutathione metabolic process
Molecular function (GO): glutathione transferase activity
Source: RefSeq, a predicted model, not a curated record